UAUGAGAAAAAAUUUGGCUUUGAAGAAAUGAAAAAAAAAAAAAAAGGUGUUUAAUGACAAUAUAUACCGAAACGACUUCGUCGAGAGCUAAAUGUCCAAAGUAGUUUAUAAAAGAAAAAGGAGUCAAAACCUAAUGGUUUGGGAAGAGGUGUGGACAAUAGAGUGAGGUUUGGGUUUCAGGUAUGGUUUCAGGCUUGGUUUUUUCUUCAGUUUUGUUCUGUAAAUAGCCGUUAAAGCCAAAGUUUGGCCUUCCCUCCCUCCCCUCCGCGCAGUCAAACCAAUAUAAAAGAAAAACCCAAAGCUUGCUACAACCAUGGCUUCUCCUCUAAGACUCUCUCUUUCUCUUUGUCUUUCUCUUUCGCAGCCAAAAACAGCGACGCGAAAGAAGAAAUUGCUGAAUUAAAAGGAUGGGGAGUAAGCUUCCAGUCCAACACUAGACUAAUUCCUUUGUAGCCGCUUCUCUUCACGAUCUCAACACCGUUGAUUCUCGCCCUUCUGAAAUCGACGCCAUUGAUGCUGCUGAUGCCUUGGAUCACCAUGAUAACGAUCACCACGAUUCCACUACUGUUCAGUGUAUGCGUAUAUCUUAUAAAAAUUCUUUGCCAAUUCACGGCGUUCGAGCGGAGGAUGAGGAUCGGUAUAGCUUAGACAAUAGCGACUCUUCCAGAGGAGCUUUCAGUAUUUUGACAAUUGAAGAUGUUUUGCCUAUUGAAUCAGCAAGGGCCAGAAUUUUGCAAAUCAUAGUGGAUCAUUUUAUUAAUGACCAUGUGAUUGAAGUGGUUGAUAAUGAGUUACCUGCUGACUACAAUGCUCAGUCAGGACAAGACAAACUCAGUAAGGGAAAGACAAGAGAUGUACAAUAUGAAGGCGAUCAUAGGUUCGCUUUGCCCUUAAUGUAUGUUGCUAAUUUGUAUGAAACUUUAGUUAAUGAUGUAAACUUGAGGCUUGCUUACUUGAAUGGCAUUCGCGAUAAGACUAUUGGGUUAGUCCUUGAAGCUGCAGGUGGUUUGUACAGAAGAUUGGCAACAAAUUUUCCUAAAAAAGGUAGUUUUAUAUAUAAAAGAAGAGAACUUACAACUUCCCUUGAAACAAACAGGUUUCCAGAAUUAGUUAUACAAGAAGAAAACCGAGUUCGUUUAGUGGUAGUCAGUGGUUUGGAUAUGGUUGAGAGGCCAAAUAAUGUGCCUAUUGAAGAUGCUGAGUGGUUUAGAUGACUAACAGGUUGGAAUGAGGUUGCUAUCUCUGCUCGAGACUAUAAGUUUUAUUCUCCAAGGCAUAAGUGUAGGCAUGUUCCAUCAAACACAGUACCCAACAUCCCUUCUUUGCCUACAUUCUCCAUCACUGAUAGUUCUUCUCCAACUUCUAAUGCUCAGGGGUUUCACAUUGUCAUUGAAAAUCAGCAGCAGACUCCUUCCAAGCAUCAUAUACCACCAAUGUCUCAUCAGCACCAAUUUCAUCCUAUUCACCAGAACCAUCAUCAACCAGUUCACCAAAAUCAACAUGCAGCUCAUUUCCCCCCGAAUCAUCAAUGUGGGCAACCAUCACACUUACCUGAAAUUAAUCAUGCUCACCAGUCACCAACCCUGUCUCAACAUAUAGCUUGCUUACAACCCCUAACAGCAGGUCAUGUUGGAGCACGCUUGCAUGUUAUGCCUAUAAGUCCAGCAAAAUUCUGUGAUGAAGGUGGGGCACCUUAUCGAAGGGAAACAUCCAAGUUCUGCUCAGGAUGUGGCAUAAAGAUGGUUAGGGAUAUGAUGCGGUUCGUUCUUCGUGAAUACCCAAAGUCUUGGUGAUAUUCUUUAUUAUACUGUCUGAUGUUGAAUUUUGGUUGUUUCCAUAUAUCAUUCAGUCAUGUAACCAAGUAGUGUUUCCCCAUUUCUUUUUUAUAAUAAUAUAGG
Messenger RNA from Durio zibethinus, 1898 nucleotides. The record is from RefSeq and is a predicted model, not a curated record. Lineage: Eukaryota; Viridiplantae; Streptophyta; Magnoliopsida; Malvales; Malvaceae.